UUGAUAAAGCUACUCAGACAUUAGGAUCGGAUAUAUUUGAAUCAAUGCAGUUCAGAUUGCAAGAGCUGCAGAGCAUUCUAAAUGCAAGUGCAAGCAAAGAAGUAGAAGUGGAAAUGAUCGAGCAUAGUGUAGUAGAGAAAAUUGGAAUUGGACCAAACAAAACUAAUGUGGAUCGCAUGUGUUUUAAGAAAAUCAAGUGGGAUUGCUAUUCGUUGGCAACGCGAGCUUUGCUUGAUGCUGUCUUCGAUAAGCAAACGCUUGCUACAAAAACCCUUUCGGGAAUAAAAAAGCGUUCGAAGUCUCGUAUAAGGUCGAAGGAACUUGAGCUGGAUCCGGUAAAAGUCAACGAUAUUGUACAAUUGGUCAAACAAAAAUGCAAUGUGGACGAAUGGUCCAUAAGAAGGAUUAUAUCAAUCAAAUGCUCAGACACUGCCAACACCAAACGGUUUAACCCGCAGCCUUCAGAAUGUUGAAUAUUCUAAUGGCUUCGCUUGGAAUAGCAAAGAGUACAGACUAUUAUUUUAGCAUUACAUUUUUAAUGGCGGAAAU
This is a messenger RNA of Drosophila busckii, 549 nucleotides long. RefSeq names its product protein insensitive-like. NCBI's taxonomy places the organism in Eukaryota, Metazoa, Arthropoda, Insecta, Diptera, Drosophilidae. Gene Ontology annotation, molecular function: transcription corepressor activity; DNA binding. Gene Ontology annotation, biological process: positive regulation of neuron differentiation; negative regulation of Notch signaling pathway. Gene Ontology annotation, cellular component: nucleus. Bases 45 to 473 code for a protein of 142 amino acids. The record is from RefSeq and is a predicted model, not a curated record. The transcript has 2 exons.